AUGGCACCCACAACCUUUGGGGAUGUCACCCCAUCGAGUACUACUGUUGUCACAGCAGAGUUCGUUUCUGACAUUUCCCCACCCCCGAGCCGAGAGCCUUCCCCUCGGCACACCACAAGCACCCACUCCCGAGGAGACAGCUCCCUCGCCGAGGUGGGCCCCCCCAGACGCAGAGGCACUGCUCAGGCAAGACCAGGGCCCACCUGCAAAGCGAAGCGAGCGAGCUCCUCGCACCCCGCGCAGCCCGGCCACGGGCACGGCAGCCGCCCCCAGCAGCUCUCCACCUUCGCCCUGACGCUCUACAAGCACCGUGCUCGGGUGGACGGGCGGGCCAUCCUCGUGGACUUCUGGGACACAGCUGGACAGGAGAGGUUCCAGAGCAUGCAUCCAUCCUAUUACCAUAAGGCUCAUGCUUGUAUCAUGGUGUUUGAUGUGCAGCGGAAAGUCACCUACAAGAACUUAAACAUCUGGUACAAGGAGCUGAGAGAAUUCCGCCCAGAGAUUCCUUGCCUUGUGGUGGCCAAUAAAAUUGAUGCGGAUACAAAGGUGACCCAGAAAAGCUUCAACUUUGCCCGGAAGUUCAGUUUGCCCUUUUACUUUGUGUCAAGCGGCACCAAUGUAGGAAAGCUCUUCAACGAUGCUAUCAAACUGGCAGUUGCUUACAAACAGAAUUCAGCAGAUUUCAUGGAUGAAGUCAUGCGAGAACUGGAGAGCUUUGACCUGCAGAAGAACAGUGAGAAUUUGUCGGAUACGGAGGAGAGCUGCCCCGAAGAGAAGCCCCCAUCUGCCUAAGGCGCAGACCCCAAGCCUGUUUUCCCCUUUGCUGUAGACUUCUGGGGCUAGUUAGAGCUGGCCUUCACAGAGGAGAGUGAUUUUUUUCAUGCCCAAGAGCUCUGGUAAAGGGCA
Messenger RNA from Opisthocomus hoazin, 906 nucleotides. NCBI's taxonomy places the organism in Eukaryota, Metazoa, Chordata, Aves, Opisthocomiformes, Opisthocomidae. The record is from RefSeq and is a predicted model, not a curated record.